AUGGACCCUAACGAAGAACCUCCCUCAGCCCCGCCGGCAUCGACGCCCGAUGCGCCGGAUCAAGAGACGAUGGCCCAGAUCCGCCAGCGCCGGCUCGCAAAACUCGGUGGCCCGUCGAGCUCAAGCGUCCCCCGCGCCGGUUCCCCCGCCACUGAGACCCCUCCGACAUCUAGUACCCCCCAGCCGAGCACAACACCAAGCCAGCCCACCCCCGCCGAGAACCGGGCCCGGAUCAACAUGACCUCUUCCUCCUCUGCAACGCCGUCUACCCCGAAACCCCUCAGUCGGCCAGGCAGCACGCCCGCUACCACUACCACCUCCAACAACAACAACAACAACAACAACAGCGCCAUCUCACGGGGCAAGCGCCAGGCCUCCGACGCCGCAGGCUCACCAGCCAGCGCCCCACCCAAGAAACAGACCAACGCCACGGCGACACCGGAAAGCAUCGAGGACUAUGCCGACCGGGUGCUCACGUCCAUUUUCCGCAUCACGGUCGACCCGAACCGCACGACGGACGGCCAGGGGCAUAAUCUGACCUUUUUGCCGAACUUGAGCGCCGAGUUGGCUGCUGAGGCGGAUGAGGAGGGGCAACAACAGCAGCAAGAAGGGGGUACAGGACAGGAAGGACUGGGCCGGGGGCUGAAGUUGUCUGUUGGUAGGUUGGAGGAGGCGAUCAUGGAGGCGGCGACGGCGGUGCCGCAUGAGCGGCCGCUGUUUGAGUACCUGCUGCCGUGCUGGAAGCGGGUGGUGCGGAUUUUGAAGUUGUUCCGUGGCCCGGCGCCGGAGAAGGAGGCGUUGUUGAAGGAGGCGAGGCGGUUGUGUUUUAGCAACUGUAUCUUUGCUUUGACGGUGCCGGAGUUGUUUAGCCGAGAUCCGAACCCGCUUCAUGAUACCCUCGUGCCGUAUCUGCUUCGGGAGGUUGACACGGACAAUGGACUGUGCAUGGAGUUCUUUGGGGAAGCCGUGGCGCGGUUGGAAGAGGACGACACGAUUGCGCCGCUGUUUACUAAGGCGAUGACGGAUAUUUCGAGCAAGCUGGCUACGUUGAGCAUGAAUGACGACUACAAGCCUUGUGUCAAUGCCCUUUUGACAUACUCGAGGUUCCCGCCUCUCCUCAACGCGGUCGCCCAACAUCCGUGCUUCCAGAUGGCCCAAUCUGCGCCAGGCAUCGAGAAGAACACCAUACUGGGACCUUUCUUUAGGAUAUCGCCGCUCCAGCCGGAGGUCACGACAGUCUACUUUGCGGGGCCGAGGACGAUGGACAAGGGGCGCAUCCAAACGUCGCAGAGUGCUCUACAGAUGACUCUACAGGCGCAUCAGUCGGAUCUCAAGACGGUCGUCAACGCCUUUAUCCGUGCCAGUCCGCAGGCCAGGAACAAGGUGCUCGAUUGGUUUGCCUAUAUCAUGAACGCCAACCAGAAACGCAGGGGGUUGCAAGUCGACCAGCGGGAAGUCUCGUCGGACGGGUUCAUGGUCAACGUUACGGUCAUCCUCGACACGCUGUGCGAGCCAUUCAUGGACAGCACGUUCUCGAAGGUGGGACGCAUUGACGUCGACUACUUCCGGAGAAAGCCGAGGCUCGACAUCAAGGAGGAGACCAAGCUGAAUGCGGACCAGGCGCAGUCGGAUGCUUUUUACGCUAAGAAGCUGGAUGGGGAAUCCAAUUUCAUCACCGAGAUUUUCUUCCUCACGCUGGCGGCGCAUCACUAUGGCAGCGAGGCGGCCAAUGCGAAGUUGAAGGGUUUCGACCGGGACAUCAAGCACUAUGAGAAAAACAUUGCCAUGAUGGAAGCCGAGCGGCAUAAGUUACUCGCCCGGCCCGACCAGCUCAAGCUGCUGGAUGCGGCGCUCAAGCGCCACGUCCUGCUUCUCGAGCGGGUCAUGGCGAUGAAGUUCUCGGUCGAGGGCGUGUUACUGGAGCAAAAGAUGCAGAGCCGGUCGCUGCAGUUCAUGCGGUACGUCACGGUGUGGCUGCUCCGUGUGGCCAGCCAGACCGAGUACACCCCCGACAAGCCGCUGAAGCUGCCACUGGCGGCCGAGCAGCCCGAGGCGUUCAAGUGCCUGCCCGAGUACGCGCUGCAGGACGUGGUGGACAAUUUCAAAUUUGUCUUCCGCUACAUCCCGCAGAUCGUGCUCUCCGCUGCGGGCGACGAGAUGAUUGCGCUGUGCAUCACGUUCUUGGAGUCGUCCGAGUACGUCAAGAACCCGUACCUGAAGUCGUCGCUGGUCACGCUGCUAUUCCAGGGCACGUGGCCGACGUAUCAUCUGCAGAAGGGGGUGCUGGGAGAUCUCAUGACCAGCACCAAGUUUGCGAACGACUACCUGUUGCAUGCGGUGAUGAAGUUUUACAUUGAGUGCGAGUCGACGGGGGUGAGCUCGGCGUUUUACGACAAGUUCAACAUUCGAUACGAGAUUUUCCAGGUUAUUAAGACGGUCUGGACGAAUGAUGUGUAUCGGCAGCAGUUGGUUCAGUCUAGCAAAUCGAACCGCUCGUUCUUCGUACGCUUUGUGAACCUGCUGAUGAACGACGCAACGUACGUCCUGGACGAAGGGUUGAGUAAGUUCCCAAAGAUCCACGACCUGCAAGGUCGACUGCGAGACCCGAACCUAUCCCAGGAAGACCGCGAGAAAACAGAAGAGGAGCUACACACGGCAGAGAACCAGGCCACGUCCUACAUGCAGCUAGCCAACGAAACAGUCGGCAUGAUGAAGCUGUUCACCACAACCCUCAGCGAGUCGUUCACAAUGCCCGAGAUCGUGCAGCGCUUAGCCGGCAUGCUGGACUACAACCUCGAGAUCCUAACAGGACCCAAAUCCAAAACCCUCAAGGUCGAAAACGCAGAAAAGUACUACUUCAACCCCAAAACCCUCCUCCCCGAGCUAGUCGACAUCUACCUCAACCUCGGCUCCUCCCCCUCCUUCAUCGGCGCCGUCGCCGCCGACGGCCGCUCCUACAACCCCGCCACCAUGGCCACGACGGCCAACAUCCUCCGCACCAAGCAUCUCAAAGACGAAAAAGACAUCCAAUCCUGGGAUGUGCUAGCCGCGCAGAUCGAAUCAGCCAAAGAAGCGCUAGACCGCGCCGAAGCGGACUUCAGCGAUGCCCCCGCGGAGUUUGAGGACCCGAUCAUGGGGAUUUUGAUGGAGGACCCUGUGGUGUUGCCGUCGAAGCAUGUGGUGGAUCGGUCGACGAUUAUGCAGCAUUUGUUGAGUGAUCCGAAGGAUCCGUAUACCAGGCAGCCGAUGACUAUUGAGGAUGUUGUGCCGGAUGAGGGGUUGAAGGCGAGGAUUGAGGCGUGGAAGGCGGAGAAGAGGGCGGCGGCUGUGGGGGAUGUUAUGGAUACUACGCAGUAG
This is a messenger RNA of Dichotomopilus funicola, 3357 nucleotides long. Its product is annotated as ubiquitin elongating factor core-domain-containing protein. Bases 1 to 3357 code for a protein of 1118 amino acids. Gene Ontology annotation, biological process: protein polyubiquitination. The record is from RefSeq and is a predicted model, not a curated record. Gene Ontology annotation, cellular component: cytoplasm; ubiquitin ligase complex; nucleus. The transcript is spliced from 4 exons. Lineage: Eukaryota; Fungi; Ascomycota; Sordariomycetes; Sordariales; Chaetomiaceae. Gene Ontology annotation, molecular function: ubiquitin-ubiquitin ligase activity.